This is a messenger RNA of Fundulus heteroclitus (mummichog), 7736 nucleotides long. RefSeq names its product interleukin 11 receptor, alpha (gene il11ra). Gene Ontology annotation, biological process: cytokine-mediated signaling pathway. Bases 166 to 1353 code for a protein of 395 amino acids. Lineage: Eukaryota; Metazoa; Chordata; Actinopteri; Cyprinodontiformes; Fundulidae. Gene Ontology annotation, cellular component: membrane; external side of plasma membrane. The transcript is spliced from 12 exons. Gene Ontology annotation, molecular function: cytokine receptor activity; protein binding. The record is from RefSeq and is a predicted model, not a curated record.
CGCCCCUCCUCUUUUCUCAUCCCGGUCUAGUUUGUCGUCCCCUCCAAGUUAACCAGUCCCGACUCUGCUCUCUCUUCGGGUGAGCCGAAGAACCGCUCGCCUCGGUCCCAGUCAUGGAAGAAGACAAUAUAAUAAUGCCCGUUUGACCCACGGAGUCGGUCCAAGAUGCCAGGCCUUUUGUCCAGCCCCGUGUGUCUGACAGUCAUCUGGUUUUUGUCUUGGUCACUGCGUCCCAGCCGGGCUCAGAUUUGGACCGAUGAAGUGUCGGACGUGCAGUUUGGGCGUUUGGAUUCCAACGUGACACUGGCAUGUGGGAAGUCACAAAUCAGUAUCCCUGUAGUGUGGCGUCACAACCACAGCUCGGUGCUGCCGUGGCACCAAGUGACAUCAGACGGGAAGUUGGCCCUGCUUCGUGUCGACCAAUCAGCACAGGGCAACUACAGCUGCUAUGACGACAGCGGGCUCCUCCUCCAUUCCGUCAGGCUCAGACUGGGCCAUCCCCCUGGGCUGCUGAGCAUUUCCUGCCAAGUACCCAAUCACACACAUGUUCGCUGCUCCUGGAGGGACUCUGUAAAAACCUUCCUGCCAGCCAAUUACAACGCCUCCUUCAGGGCAAAGGGUAAGGAGUGGAAGCCGUGCAUCGUGGACCUCACCAACAGGCACUGUGAUGUACAAGAUCCUCGUUUUUGGCAGACCAUCCAUACACUUGCAGUCACAGAGACCAACGCUCUUGGGUCCCAGACAACUUACGUCCAUAUCAGGCUAAAUGAGCUUUUGAAACCAGACCCUCCACAGUCUGUGUCUGUGCAUGAAGUGGAAGGAUAUCCAACAUAUCUAAAGGUUUCGUGGAGCAUUCCCUCUUCCUGGCCAGACGGACAAUCGUUUCCUCUAAUGUUUCAGAUUCGAUACAGACCACUGGGCUCCUCGUACUGGUCAGAGAUCUCGACAACAAAGGAAGAAGUUGAAAUAUUCGACGCCCUCGCAGGCCACCCCCACCAGCUUCAGGUUCGAGCCCGUGACGACGUGGCCAUGGACAGCCAGUGGAGUGAAUGGAGCCCCCUGAGUCUCUUCAUACCCUUGCAAUCCUCCACCGUCCCCGACUCUUCAGAGUACCCAGACUUCUUUGAUAUCUUCAGCACACAACCGGAAACGUUUACGCCCAAGACCCACGGUGUCGUACAAGGGGACGAAGGAAACAUGGGUCUGGUGAUCCUCCUGGUGUUGUUCUCAGUCUUUAUACUUACCACCGUCCUUUCCCUCAUUUUCGUUGUAUGGAUGAGACAGAGGAGGUAUGAACGUGCCACCAAACAAGAACUUGCCUCCAUGGUCAAGAUGAGAUCUAUGCCAAUCUAAUGUGACAUUUAACAUGCAGCCUUAAAGGUUUGUUUGAGAUGUCCACAACCUGUCAGCUUCAGCAGUGAGUAAACAGCCACUCCACACCACUGUGACACGCUGACCGUCCUCAUUCAGCUAAAUUAUGAACAGAGCAUUACUCCAUCCAACUGGCAGGACAGGAACAAAGGGGCGGAUUACUCACCAUUUACCACAUGACACUGGGGUAAAGCCUUGGAAGCCUUCCAUGGACUUAUUCAGUGGCAUCCAUAAACUGCACUACUCAUAAUGCAUCACGGACUCAACAGGGAAACCUGAGCCCAAACUCCGCUCAGCGGAACGAAGAAGCAACACAGCACCAGGACAAUUCUUCUUUCACUACCAAUGCUGCUUCAGGUGGGCUGACUCUUUGUGCCGUUUUGAGCUUUUUUUUUUUUUAGCAACAAAAUAGGACAAGAAAUUCAGCUGCCAAACACGAGGACAUAGGAUUUUAUCGCGGAUCCGCUUGGCCACCCGGAACGUUUCACUUUCAUUCAUUUAUUUUAUGGGUCUCUUCGUGAGGACGGACAGAAUCUUUCUUACGUUGACUGACUCGAUGCUGUGAAGGAAGCGCAAGCUCUGCCAGUCUGUGCGAGUGUGCGUCUGAUGCCAAAGCAGCAACAAUGGGCAUUACAGCCUCUUUUAGGGGGAUUAGAAAGCAAUCUGUAACCUGCUUCUGGCCUGAGGGACAUUAACGGUUUGGGGAAUAAGGGCCAAGUAGGAAAUGUUGGGUAGUAAGGACUUUCUCUGAUUUGUGAUGAAUGAUUUUUAUGUUGCAUGAUACCACAUGUUGCAUGAAUAGUUUUACAUUGCAUGACCAUGUUACGUUGUCUGUCACUUUAAAUGUAUUCUCUUUGCUCCUUUGUUUUUUUAUCCUUCCAUGCAUAAUUUGUAUUUUUUUUGUGACUGAAAGACUGAGAAGAGAAAGAGGGAGAGAGACUGGCCUUUCACAAAUCACCAGCAUCAAGUUAUCACAUAUUAAGUUAUAUAUAAAGGCUCUAAUAUAGUCAAAGUUUGGUUUAGACAUUUAAAUAUCACCGUCUUUUAAAGAAAUAGUGUCAGACCUCUCCGAAAAAGAAGCUGAACCUAAUAUAAAUCAGAUCUAACCAAAAAUUAUUGCAAAUCUUGAAUUUAUAGAACAGCGUACAAAACACUUUAUUUAGACAAGAUGCAAAUAAAGCAAGAAAGUCACAAUGUAGUAAAUAUCAAAUAUUUCAUAUGGCCCCUUUAAAUUGGACCAAUUGCGGACCAUGAUGUUAACAAUGGCCUUUGCAGCGUGAGAGUCCCUCAGUUGUCCAAACAUUUCGGUGGUGAGACUGUGUUUUGCUUUAAUCAUGGUGUUAGCCUAUCUAGGGAAUCACACGAAGGAUGCCCACAGCAGCUGUGGUAGCCUUACUCAUGACAGGUGGGCAUUAAGCACCCGAGUGCUUUGGUCAUUAGAUAAUUUGAAGGACUGGAAGCACCAGUUUGUAUGCCAACCUAAUCCUGUCCAAACUGGACUGGUAGUGAUCAAGAGUAAUUUAAUAUAAUGCUGCUGGCAGAGUGGCUGCUAUUCGCACAGAUCCUCCCGGCACUCCUCUUGCAUGAACCAGUAAAUGGACUGAAGUAGGAUAUCGCUAAGCAAACACCCCCACGCUAAAAACUACACCUGCUCCUUGUACAAGGAUAUCAGUUUGUGCUGGGGUCUGAAUAUGGUUUGCAGCUGUUAAAAAGUGCACACGCCUCCAAAUUGGGCAUAUUAUGCUUGUGCAAUGUUUUGGGAUUUUCAUGCUAUUGUUCAAAAGAAAAAAAAAUGACACCCCAUGCUAUCAAAAGCCCCUUAAUAGUUCUGCAAGAUUUGCAAGCAAGAUCCCCGCAUUACCGAUUAGUCUUUUCUCGUCCUAAAAAUUUUUUGUACCGACAUCCUAGAUCACGUGUGUUUCAGCGCAAGAAGUUGGGAUAACCCAAAGGAGUGUGGAUUCCAACUUGCAGAAAGUAUUAUAAAUAUGAAUCGUGGGGGAUUUCUCUUAAUUCUGAAGGGAAAUUCCUGAAAGGGCAGAGCUGUGUCUCAAUCCUCAUGCAGGCUGUUCAAAACAAAGUCAAUGCUUGAAAUACAAGCACAGUCUAUCUUUAGCAUGUUUAUAUCUGCAUCACAUUCUCAGAUUAUAGAAAAAAAGUGGAAGACCAUGUGGUGAAGAGGUGGAUCAGGGGCGUAAUAACGGUGGGUCGACUUCAAGACCUUGUUCUUUACCCCCUUAAAGAACAUGUAUUAAACACAGGUGUACAGUAAAAUUUGAAAGGGGCUGAGGAUAACUCCUGGCAUCAUAUUUAGCGAUGAGGAGCGGAAAAGAGGAGGCAAAAAAAAAGCAUGAGCCGCAGCCCAUAGGGGUCUAUAAUACCAUUACAUGUAAACUCGGGGUGUAACGGUACAAGUGAGUGUAUUGGACCGUUCAGUUAUUUGUUUACUUUUUGUAUUCUAUUUUAUUUUUAGUGAGAGAUUAAGCGCCACGGAACUAAAGUUCCUAAGCGUGUAUCAGCACGGAUGCUGUUAACUGUUGUAGUGCCUUGUCAAACGAGUAGCAUGGCAACGAAUAUAAGAGCUUGGAGACCAUCCCACGGUUUCAAUAUGGUUUUGUUCGACGUGGGGCUGACUUCUGCAGCUGAGCAUCUCAUGCAGUAUGAAUAGACAGAGCCAAAACAAACUUCUUCGUGUCCUUGCCAUCCUGACUACAAGAAAAAAAAAAAAAAACCUCUCUGUUCUAGUGGAGUAUGUAACAAGCUUAGGUUGUUAGCGCAUUUAAAACGACUUCAUCCAAAUGUAACCGUCUGUUCUACGAGGAAGUAAAGCAGCUUAGUGCGAUGGCUGAUAACCGCAGCAUCUAAGCAGGUCAUUCUGAACGGGUCAAAGCAUAAAUAAGCAUAGAUAAACUAUAUUAGCAAUUUGUUAGUAUAAUUUAUUUAUUGUAAAGGGUGCCGUUUAUUUAAAAUAUCACCCAAAUAGGUUGCUUUUCUCUAGUUUUAUACCAAUAUUGUAUCGAUUACUUGGCUUCUUUUCAGAUUAAACAUUUUUUAAGUCCCUCCUUCUGCCUUUUUUGUACCGAAAUUUAAUCGAACCGAGCCCCUCUUGAAACUUAACUGAACCAAAAUAUGAUUUUAGUGUACCGUUACACCCCUAAUGUUAACACAAUACGGAAACACCUCUCAGCUGCAUCCGCUAAUGCCACUUAAUAACUAAUGAACAUCCUGAUGUGGUUACCUCCUUUAAAAUAAGACUGAAACUGAUGGUUGAGGUGCAGAAACCUCACAUACUGUAUAUAGAAGGUGAAAGAGACAGAGAUUCCACAAAUGGUAGACAAAGGGCUAUUGUGCGAAUAUUAAGAUCCCAGGUGCGUGAUAAACGCCCGCCACACUGUAAUUAGGUUUUUCAGAUUUGGCACUGCCAAUUUUCAUAAAAGUUUUGGAGGUGUUAAUCCUGCCUAUGUGAAGUUACUUUUUUUUAAGGUUAUGUAUGUAAAGGUAGACUUAGUUACAAAAUUAGAUAUGUUUGACAUAAGAAAAACUGUAGCUCCAAAGUCUUUUGAUAUAUAUUUUCAGCUAAAUCCUGAGUGUAGGGUAAGCUUAUCAAAGCACUUAAAGGGGACACAUCAUGCAAAAUUCACUUUUUUAGCCCUUAAAUACAUUUUGCUGUGGCCAUUUUAUUGUAGUCUCUAGGAGUGCAGAAAAUUUCAAUUUACUCUUUCCAGGUGGCACGUAGUUGUUAUUCACGCCAUUCCGUGGAUAAUGCAUGGUCACGGACAUCCGGCUUACCGAUUUAGGGAAGCCGCCAUUUUUAUAUGUUUUCGCUGCAGUUUUGUAGUCUAAGCCCGAGGAUGCCAAGCUACAAGUGGGUAUGGGAAAACAUUUGGUUAUUGGGUGUAUUAACCCACACAAAUCAUUACACUGUCCCCCAGCAUACUACAAAAAAGUGGAAUGCUCUGCGAUCUGAGGGGUGGGGGGCAGUUUGUGAAGUGCCUUGUUUGCAUUUAAAGGGGCCGCACCAAUACAACCGUCUCUAAAGAUGCACAUCAGAACAGGGCUAAAAGAGGGGCUGUGGGGCAACAAUACAAAGGAAUUCACACCAAAGCAUUGCAGUUCCACUUUAUAUAGACUACAACUGAAUGAUUUAAGUGUAAAAAAGAAGGCAUUAAAAAGUAUGAUAUGUCCCCUUUAGGUUUUACAUUUAGCUGAAAUGAAAGCAUCUUCCUUAGAGGUCUACUAUAGAUGUUUCUGCUUUUUAACCCCUUUACAACAAUAAAGAGGAUGCAUAAAGUACGACGUAUAACAGAUCAGAUUAGUAGGAGGCAAAUAUUUACAUUGGAACUUGGUUCCAUUGUCAACACGGGGUCUUCUUUUUACGCAAGGUAGGCAGCUUGUGGACAGUUACUACGGAUGUUAGCAUGUGGUUAUGAGCUACCCAGUAAAUGAAUGGGUUUUGGUAUGCUGAAGACAUUUAGCACUUUUCAAGGAAAGCAGUAAAAGGUUGGAAUAAGGCGAGAAAAUGCACAUCAACUGCAUUGAAAACACGGCGGAUCGUUUGAGGGUUGCACAGCUUCGUCACAAUUUGUAAACCUCAAUGUUGGGUGUUAAUUAGCUGUUAACCUGUCAGCUAACGUUUAGGUAACUGAAUGUGUACAUGAGAAACUUAUGAGAAAACAACUUUAAAUUCUGAAAUACCUCUUUUACAGCAUUCUUUCUUUGAUUCCCUCCUCUGUAUUUUUGUUCCCUUUAUCCCGUCUUUGGUUUUAUUUACAAAAUGUAAAGUGUCGUUUAACCCUAGUUCUAGAAACACAAAGGUGCAUCUAAGUGAAACUGUUUCAGUUUGACAAACUAUGUUCUCUAAAGCUAACUUCAUAUAUAUAUAUAUAUAUAUAUUUCUGCAUGGAUUCCAGCAAAGCUUCCUUGUAUAUUGUUACUGUAUAUCACAGAUGAUGUAUGUUAAAGUGUAUGUGGUGUGUAUAAACCUGUUCAUUAGGGGGUAGGUUUGCAGACAUGGUUUGCUCUGUCACAGAUCAACAGAUAUUUCAGAGAAUUAUUGGACAGAUUUUGAGUAAGAGCUUGAACUUCCACAUGUGAAUGAUGUUGGCACAGCGCCUUGCAAGAGUAUGCAUUCAAAAACUGUUCUAACAUAUGAAUAGGCUUUGAUCUAAACUACGCCGUUAUUUAUUUGGCUAAACGUUUAGUGUCAUUAGCCGUCUUUCCGUCAACAUUUUUUAUGUCUUUUGAAGUAUUGCAUUAGGAAAGGUUGAUGGAAACGGCAAAAUUCUAAAUAACUUCCUCAAUUUCACACAAAAGUUUUUACGCUUGCUUGAGGUGGUUUCUGGCUUUCCCAACAACAACAAAAAAAAGAGUUAAUGCGCAAAACGGGAGAUGGAAACACAUUUGUCGAAGAAGUUCUGACGUAGCGAAAGUUUAACUCACAUGGACUAUCAGCUGUUUCCGCUGUCGGGUGUCUUCCCGGAUAUUCCCACAAUGCAUUUCUCUCUACUGUAGCAUCGCAAAAUGUUUAGAAGUUUCGGGGUAUUGAAUACUUUUGCAAGACACUGUAGAACAAUAAACACAAUUCAUAGUUUCUGCUUCUAACUAGCACUACUGACUUAGUAUAAUUCAUGUCUGCAGAACCUUUCCUGCAAUAUGUAUUUGUGUCUUUGACCCCAGUUACAUGAAGCUGUGUUGCUGUACACUCACUGUAUGGAUAAUGAAUCGGUUUUGUUCUGACUCGCUUAAUUCUUGGACUCACUUCGUCUCUGUGCCGUCAAGUGAACCACAGAUUUCCUCUUUCACCUCUUCCAUUGAAACAUGGUGUCAAUAUUCAGAAGUUUACACAUUUAGGCUCAAACCGGAUUAGGAAAAUGGCAAGAAUUUAACAAUUUUAUCAAGUGCUGGUAAUCUGAAAACCAUCAAAACUAUUUCCCUAAUUUUGACAGCAUAAUGAAAGAAAUUCAUCUUUUUGAUUCUUAAAAAAAAAUCCUAAUUGCAGGUACUUCAAUUAAUUGGAUUGGAAACCGUAUAUUCCUUAUGGAUUCUAUGUGCUCAUUAUCGUCCUGUAUUGACCUGGCUUUGCGGUUCACAGUUACUUGCUUCGUGUCUACAACUGAAGCACCUAUGGGUGGCAUUUCUGUUUCUGUGGACAGAUCUCCUUCGUUAUCCCUCUGCAGUGUGAUACCACAUGGAGCCUGUUGGUUUUUAAUCACACACGUCAAAUACACUCAGGCAUCCUCUCUCAGAUGUAAAUAGUCUUUUUUUUUUUUUUCUUUUUUCCUUGCGAUGUGUGUACAACACAUAUCAUCAUAAGCUGUUAUUCUUCCUGUACUGGUAUGUUUCUGUGAAAUAAAUACUAUUUUACCACA